AAAGCCCAUGCUUUUUGAAUAUACUGUUGAGCCGGCCGUGUAUUAUUCCCCGGUGGGUAAAAAUUAAGAUAUUUUAAGUCAGUUGCCUUCAUGUGACAGUUACACAAAUCAGUAUAAUGCCGCGAAAGCCAACAGGCCGGCACCCACUAAUGAAGCCUCAGCCUUUCUCCUUCUCACCCUUUGGUCGUUCAGUGGCUCGAGUUGCCUCUGCUUACAAGCUCAAGGGCCAAAUGCCUGGCUCCAAAUUUCAUAGCAAAAAUUCCCCCAACACUCCAGGUAAUGGAUUUGUAAAUCAUGCUUUGGAAGAUGGAAGUGAAAAGUCUGAAUCAUCCGAGGAAGAAGGGUUUGAAGGAGUCAUCCAGGCAGAUUUUUCCUUCUUUGACCCAAAGCCUGAUGACUUUCAUGGAGUGAAGCCCCUGCUGGGGGCUUAUCUUGAUGAUAAGCAGUGGGAUCUAAGUGGUUUUGUGGACCUGAUAUUGAGUCAAAUCACAGUGGGGACAGUUGUUAAAAUAGAGAACAAUGAAGAUGAUGGGCUUUACUCUGUUGUCACUGCUCUAAACUUGGGAAGAUAUAAGGAUCAUAAAUGUAUAAUGGAGAUAAAGGAAUUCCUGCUUAAAGUGUGCCAGGAGAAGGAGGUAUUAGAAAAUUUGCGAUCAUUCGUGGUUGAGCAAGCACAUGAUGUGGGUCUCUUGGUCACUCAGCGUGUCGCCAAUCUUCCUCCUCAGCUUUUGCCACCCCUUUAUGAUGCUCUCUUUGAUGAAGUCUCAUGGGCAACAGAAGAUGAGCCAACAGAAGAGCUCCGGAAUUCAUUCCGCUUUAAGUUCUAUCUGCUGGUUAGUAGAAUCUAUAAGAAUAAGAAUGCAAACCAGGAAAGGAGGCCAAAUAGCAGUAGUGAUGAAGCAAUAAUAUACAUUAAGCCGGAAGAUGAAAUUUUUCACAAGCUCAGUUCCUGGUCUUUCAGUUUCCCUUUGCGUACUCAGCAGGUUGCAACGCAUGAGCUGAAAAAUUAUCGGUUAGUAGGUUUAGUCAUGGCCAUGGACGCAAAUAAAGUUUCCACAUUCAGGCAGCUGUUGAAAUCUUUGAUCAAUGAAGAAUGAUGCCAACAGAAGGCAUGCUGUUGGCCUUCAACCUUUUCUUGUAGAGAAGGCACAGAAUAUUUUCCUCCAGAGCCUGCUUCAUCUCUUUAGGUUAUUUUGUGGAACUUGUAUACUGUAAUUUAGUUAUUUUGUUAGUGGACAUGAUUAAUUAGGAAUAUGAUAGUAAGCACAUUAAGGCUGGAUGCCAAAAGAUUUUGUUUUGCCUCUGCGUACUGUUAAUUUUCCUCAGAUAUGCCAAAAAAUUAUUGUUAUUUCUGGAACUCUUGUUGAGAAUCUUGAGACAACUGGUUAUAGUAGAAGAUUCCUUUUGGUUGGUAAGGAUAUCAUGGUUUUGAACAUAUCGAGACUGCAUAUAUUGCAAACAUUUCUGAUUUGCCUGCUGUUUGACAGGGGGAAUGCAAAAUCAGUGAAAUUCUCUCGCUCUCGCUCUCUCCAUGUAUGUAUCUCUCUUGAUUCUCUCGAUUUCUCAGUGAAGAGGAGACUAACCCAGGAUAGCAGAAAGCCCCAUUUCGGUUGUGGUUCUCAAUUAGUCAGGUUAGCCUUUGCCCAGAUUGGUUUUGUUUAUGACAGCCAUGGGGUCAGCAAUAUAUGUAUAAAGGCAUUCCUUAUCUCGAGAGAGUCGUUUUGAAUGAAAUGAUAUUUGGUUAUUUGAGAAGUCUUCACUGACCUGGCUCACGCUUGAGGUAUCAUAAUAUUCAAGCUGGCAAUGGAGUUCUUAAUAUUUCCUUGUUUCAAUUCUUAGUUUACUAGAAUUACAUGCUGUUUAGUAUGUUAGGAUCCAGGAUCC
Messenger RNA from Ilex paraguariensis (yerba mate), 1884 nucleotides. The record is from the annotation of a GenBank genome assembly. NCBI's taxonomy places the organism in Eukaryota, Viridiplantae, Streptophyta, Magnoliopsida, Aquifoliales, Aquifoliaceae.